This is a messenger RNA of Loa loa (African eye worm), 351 nucleotides long. RefSeq lists its product as hypothetical. The record is from RefSeq and is a predicted model, not a curated record. NCBI's taxonomy places the organism in Eukaryota, Metazoa, Nematoda, Chromadorea, Rhabditida, Onchocercidae. Bases 1 to 351 code for a protein of 116 amino acids. The transcript has 2 exons.
AUGAAAAUAACUAAACGGAAGCCAAAUCGUGAGUAUGUGUCAACUCUUUUAGGAGUUUUACAUAUACUCACGAACGACACAGUCGAAAAAAGGCAUUUGCAGAGUGAAACAGACUUCAGAUUGAAAAAAUUCUGGAAGAGACCUUUAAACAGUAGCAUGACCAAAUUCUUCAAAAACGGCAUUUUGUGGAGAUGUGAACCGGUAUACCGUAACUAUGCAACCAGCUUCACUGAAAUAUUCGAUAUCGCUAUCUGUGAGUAUUUUUCUGGUUUCACAAAUUUCAUCGAAUACGGUAGUGUUCACACAUACGCUAUCCGGGAAUUGAAAUCUCCCGAAGAAUCGGUCACAUGA